Molecule: messenger RNA, 4299 nt
Organism: Trypanosoma rangeli
Lineage: Eukaryota; Euglenozoa; Kinetoplastea; Trypanosomatida; Trypanosomatidae
Product: adenosine monophosphate deaminase-like protein
Exons: 1
Coding region: 1-4299 (1432 amino acids)
Biological process (GO): IMP salvage; AMP metabolic process
Cellular component (GO): cytosol
Molecular function (GO): AMP deaminase activity
Source: RefSeq, a predicted model, not a curated record
AUGGUUAACAGCGCACUCACUUCUUCUGGGUCGGAGGUCGGCCGACCGGCCCCUGCAACAACGGAGGAAGCAGGCACUGACCUCAUUACGUGCCAGCUGUCACGCGCCCGUCUGUACGACCCCAACAGCAACACCAACAAUAACACCGCCGCCACUGCUGACCCCAACAUAACUGCCAACAACAACAAGAAUGCUGGCCGUGGCAACUCCAUCAAGAAGGUCCACAAGCUGAGCAUUGACGGUGACGACGGUGACAGAGACUUUCUCAAGUGCGCUGAGAUGAUUGCAAACAUUAUUUGCUCGCGGCAGGCUUACAAGGAUUGUGACAAGGGUGAGUUGGAGCAUCCUUUUGAGACGGAUGCGUCGGAAUUUUUUGCGCAGUUGCAGGGCCAGCACCAUGGCGAUGGAUGUGUGCUGAAGUUUGACGGCGGUGUGUACCGUUUUAACGGGAUGAAAACGAAAAUAGUGCCAUGGGAGACAUACAUGCGUGAUGUCAAGGCGGUAUUCAGCGCCAUUGAAUCGGGCCCUUGUCUUUCCACCGCGAGGACGCGGCUCACCACAAUUGCUGAAAAGUCACAGCUGUACUUUUUAUUGAAUGGUGGAGUGGAGCUGAGCUACAACAAGGACAUGCUUGGGGGUGGCGUGUACGCCGUCUGUACACGUGUCGACAACGCCGUGCAUCUGCCGACCUCCGUGACGGCCCCGACGCUGCUUGACUUCAUCAUCACAACGGCGGUGGAGCAGCCACGGACGCCGUUGUUCUACGACGAACAAGGAAGGGUUGUGCAUCUCAUGGAGUACUUGGAAAGCUGCGGUGUGACGGAUCCAAGCGAGAUAACCGGUCAGGGGCUUGGGCUGCAGCCAGUGCAGCACAGGAAGAAGCUUCAGCAGUACAACGUGCUAGAUACAAACCUCAAUCCCUCCGGAAAAUUUGGUGCGCAUCUACUGCAGGCAAUAUUCUCUACAAGUGGACCCAAGGAGGGAGACCUCCUCGGUGCCCUCAUCCGUCCUGAGUUAGAGAAACGAGAGUUUAAAGAACGGCAUGUGGUGGCGACUGAAAUACUCUUCCCGCUAUACGGCCAAAAUGCCGAGGAAUUGCAAAAACUUGCGGCAUGGGUUCGGCGACAGGGUUUUAACUCCUUUGAGCUUAACAUGUGGACAUUGUGCAUUCCACGCUCCGCACCGCUGUGUGGACCCAAUGAGCAACCUGUCACGUGCGUCACCCUCGGCGACCAGUUGCGUCACAUCUUUUAUCCCAUGUUUAUGGCAACCCUCUACCCCAUGGAUGCUGCAUGGGCGGAUGUGGCCGCCUUACUACGCAAGACAGGUGGGAUCAGCAUUCGCCCUGAGCAUGUCUUUCACACUCAAAACUUUCUAUCCCAUGCUGUAGACCCCGAUGAGAUUAAAUACGGCGACAUGGUAAACGAUCACUACUUCUUUUAUUAUAUUUGGGCGAAUCUGGCCUCACUUAACGCCCUCCGCACACGUCUCGGUCUGAACACCCUGAAUUUUUCUCCCUCCGUCUUUGAGGUGGCGCCUGCGUAUGAUCAGUUGGUCUCGAGUUUUCUCCUGGCAGAUGUUGUAUACCACGCCACUUCUCUAGAAAAGAGCUGGAUCAUGCAGUAUCUCUUUAUGUACUGCCGCAUCGGUGUUGUUAUGUCGCCGUUGCGGGACAAUACACUUGGUAUGUCCUACUUUGAUCACCCUUUUGUGCGUUACCUGUCGCAGGGGCUGCUGGUGUCUGUCACAACCUCAGACCCGUUGUACUUUCACCACUCCGCCUCCCCCUUAGUGGAGGAGUACGCCACCUUGAUGAAGCUGCACUCACUGCUGCCAAUGGACCUCUGUGAGAUUGCCCGUAACAGCGUGCUGAAUAGUAACUUUCCACUGAAGAUGAAGCGACGGUGGCUGGGAGACGAGUUUCAGGGUGCCAUGAAUCAGGGAAACGAUAUUCGCCGCUCCGGCGUCUGUGACGCUCGUCUGGAGUUUCGCAGCGAGUGUCUUCUCCACGAGGAGACGAUACUGAACCUCGUCCUCUCGCAGGUUUGCAAGGAAGGUGAGCAGCCUCUCUCUCUUUCCUUCAUCUCCACGAGAAACCCAGCCCGGCUGUCUGUGGAGGAGUGUCACCAUUCGUGUGGGGGCCGGCGUCUCAACUACACGGAUUGGCGGAUUGUGUACCCGCGAAUAGACAUUGUUGGGGGCCAAAUCCAGGCGCCCGCCAUCGACGCCGUGGAGCUGCUGCGGGAGGUCAUCUCCCUGCGCACAAAGUACGUCAAAUCCCACGUCAUCGAUGUCGAUGUGAAGGUGGAGGACGUCUUCAGCGACUCCAAGUUUGACGAGUCCAAGUGGGAGUAUAACAACUACUACGGCGUGUUUCUGCUUUCCCGCACCGGCAAGUCCCCGCCGUGGCCGACGUUUAUUCCGUCAGUGCGGGAGUUUAUUGGCGACGUGGCAGCCGUGCGAGAGGCGGUAAUGAGCCACCGCGGCCUGCAGGUCCUUGCUGACCAGCGACUUCAGCUGCUUGAGCGGAAGUUCUUGUUGCACCUCUCGCUAAACAUUUCCAAGGAGGCAGGGGCGAAGACGGAGAAGGAGUGGAACAACCGCGACUUCUUCACGGCACACAAGGUUGACACGAAUGUGCAGACUGCAGCCGGUAUGAAUGCCCGUACACUGUUGGAGUUUUUUGUUGAAAAGGCGCUCCACCACGGCCACGAUGUGGUCUUUGAGGAGGACAACCAGCCUGUCACCCUGCGGCAAGUACUGGAGCGCUGCCAGAUCAACGCCACCCGUAUUACCGUCGAUGAGCUGAAUCACCUCAUCAGUUCCAACCCGCGUAUUCGAAACACGUUUCUGGAGGUGGACAACUUUAUGAAGGGCCGUUACUUUGCGGAGCUGACUAAGCGCACCUUGGAGUUGUACCAGGAGGACGCCUUUAGCUUUUCUGAGAAUCGGCUUGUAAUUAAAGGGGCCUCAAAAGAUGAAUGGUGGAAGUUGGCGCAGUGGUUUGACCGUUACGGCAUGGCAAGCUCACAUAAUCGGUGGAUGAUUAAUUUGCCACGGCAGUACCGCCGCCUCCGACAAGAGGGUGUGGUGCGGAACUUUGGCGAGUACAUCGAUAACAUGUUCCAGCCGUUGUGGGAGAUCAGCCUGCACCCGGCUCAGGACACCAAGCUUCACUACUUUCUCACGCAUGUGUCGGGGAUGGACUGUGUGGGAGAUGAGUCGAAGAUAGAUCUCCCACUCACCGGGACCUACCCGCACGACUGGGACAACGACCUUAAUCCGCCGUACAACCUCUACCUCUACUACUACUGGGCAAACAUUACCACCCUCAAUGAGUUUCGCGCCUCCCGCGGUUUGGGAACUUUUUCGUUUCGACCGCAGUGUGGUGAGUUAGGCGGGGUAGAGCACCUCAUUGGUGGAUUUCUGCUUGCCAACGGCAUCAACCACGGUGUCACCCUCAGCCAAAAACCAGUUCUUGAGUACAUGUAUUAUAUAACGCAGCUGGGGGUGGCAAUGUCACCGCUGAGUAACACCGCGGCCGCCUCCGCCUACCUGUCCAAUCCGUUUCCACUCUUCUUUCGCCGCGGUCUUAACGUUAGCCUUGCGACCAAUGAACCGCUCUACUUUCACUUCACUCGGGAACCGCUGAUUGAGGAGUACUCCAUCGCUGCAAAAAUAUGGCAGUUUGAAUUCAAUGACCUGUCUGAGAUUGCGCGGAAUAGCGUGAAAAAGAGUGGAUUCCCGCCCACCUGGAAGGAAAACGCCCUCGGUAAGUUGUAUCACCUGAACUCGGCACUAGGCAACGAUGUACGAAAGAGUCGUGUUUCGGAUAUUCGUGUCGCAUACCGGUACGAGACGUAUCACUCGGAGCUGGACUUUCUUUCAGGGCAGCUUUCAAAGGGACGAUCGAUGCCGCGGGCGAUGCGCUUGCUUGAGGAGGAAAUUGCCAUCUACGAGGAGGUCAUGCUGACCAAAGUGGUGAUGCCUGCUGCGGCGGAUGAGGAUGAAGGGAGGGAGGAGACACGCAGCCCAGUGGCUCGUGCAGUGCGGUUAAAGGCAGAGUUGGAGGCGUUGGAACGCGACAUGCAGCGGAUGAAGCUUCUCACUAUGCAGGUGAGAAACGAAAACCGGGGCAUUGUGGAGGCCUUCAACCGGAUUCGUGCGAAGCUUAACACAGAGGGCCUCAUUGUGAUGGGAAACCUUACCAACCGUCCUGCGUCACCCAAGUCGAACGGUGUUGCAGCCGGCAACACAAACAGCGGUGUGCCGGAGAAUCACGCCAAGGCAUCUGCUUAA